AUUGAUGGCAAUGGACAGAUAGAUAGACACCCAUCAGAAGAUAUAAUUACUGUCACUAUCGAUACUCUUUUAAUUAGAAAAAAUAUUUUGCAUAGCGAUCUAAUCACAUUAUGAAGUCAGAUAAUCAAAAAAUACUUUGUGUUAUUGUAUAGGAUAGCAUGGUAUUUAAUGUUCAUGUAAAACCCAGAAAUGGCCAUUAAAGUUGCAUUUGAAAUAAUUAAGAUCGUGUUGGCGCUGUUCAAUCAUUCGGUGUAGUUAGAGGGAUGUGUGAAUAGUUACUAGAGACUCAGGGUAAUCGCAAAUUCGCUACACACAAGACUUGGAAGACAACUCUAGUGCGGACCAAACACAAAUCACAAGUCACAUUGGACAACAGUCAUAACUAACGCUUCUUUAAGACAAUCAUGGCUUUUACAAAUAUGACCAUGAUGUUUACAAGUAUGUCGCAUGCUAUAAUCACCGUAACGUCUGACAGAGUAUCGGAUGAUGUCACACAAGAUAUGAACAACGCUACUGCAGCAAUCGCUGUCAUGAAAGCUACAAGUACUCCCGAGUCUGAAAAUGAGAUGAUUGCAAUUAUACGAAAAGAAGAUUAUACUGAGUAUAAAAUUGGACAGAUUCUUCUCACCUAUGUACUGUUUGGAAUCAUGGUCUUCGGUCUUGUAGGCAAUACUACGUCGAUUGUGGUAUUACGGUGUUCAAGUAUGUUCUUGAAUCCAUCAAGCGUUUACCUUAUAGCAUUGGCGAUUUCUGAUACAUUUGCGUUGAUAUUAGGAGGUGGUCGAGUUUGGCUUAUAAGGGCUUGGGGCAUAAAUAUACGUGCGACCCAUGAAUGGGUAUGUAAAUUACAUCAUUUUUCAAUCUAUACCCUGCUGGAUUUCUCCGCCUGGUUGUUGGUUGCACUUAGCGUGGACCGCGUUAUCACAGUGUAUAUGCCGCUACGGGCCAAGUUGGUGUGCACGAGGAUACGGGCAGUUAUUGUGUCGCUGUGUAUCCUAAUCACACUUAUGCUUAUCAACGGACAUUACCUGUUUACAGUUGGCUACUUCAUCAAGAUAGACAACGGUAGGGUCAGAUUUGAGGGUAACUGUUACUUCGUGGACGGUACAAAGACAUUUCAUACAAAGUAUUGGUUUUGGAUUGAUGCAUUUGUCGCUUCUUUGGUCCCCUUCUCUCUUCUUACGAUUUCGAAUGUAAUGAUUAUUAUCCAACUCAUCAGGGCAUCUCAACGUCGCAGACAAACCAUGCAGGCUGUGUCAAGCUCGUCAUCUGAUAACCAAACCCGCUCUCUUACGAUAAUGCUGAUUUGCCUAUCAAUAACUUUCCUCAUCCUAACAGGCCCGGUUGUUGUGCAUUUUAUCGUAGAUAAAUCGCUUAAUGGCCCAGCUGGACCCCACGAACGUGCCAAAACUCAUCUGAACAGUGCGAUAGUCUUCUGUCUGAUGUAUACAAACAACGCUAUCAAUUUUAUUCUUUACUGUGUAAGUGGUAAGAAGUUUCGCUCUUCGCUGGUGGAUGUGUUCUGCGGAUCGAGACGGAGAAGAAACCUUCUUAAGGACUACAGAGCAUCACUCGCGACAUCCAGGUCAGCAUUGUCCACGUCCGAUGUGAGCCAGACAACAUAAACGCAAGAAAUGUGGGGGGACUUUCGGGUGUACGGACAUAGUAUCUGAUAUCAUUGCAAGUGAAAACCUUCACUACUUUGCGGACUUUGAGCGAAAUUGCGUUAACAUUUUGCACCUUUAUCAUAUGGUAUAAAUAGUUACUUAUAGUCAAUCCAGAUAUUCAUUUAGAUUUCAAAUAGAUUAUCAGGGAAUUGAACAUUUUUUCUUAGUCACGGAGCAGGUGCAUGUAUUGUAUUUUCUCCAGUGCAACACAGUACACUUGGUACGCCACCUUUUUAGGACACACAAAUCAUAUAAGCUAUGUUAAUUAAUAUGUAGUUUUGUAACACGAUUUUCUUCUAAUUAAUUUACCUACAAUUGAGGUCAAUUGGUAGUAACACCCCAGUCACAUUUCCCACGGCCGCCAUGCGGUCUAUCAUUUCUCCGGCCAGUAGCUUUUCUACGCUCGCCGUAGAAUUUCUGCGCUCUCAUACUUUUGCAGUCACAUUUCCCACGGCAGCCGCACGGUGAAUUUUAAAUUUCUGUUGAUAAAUAAUAUUUUUUCAUUUGAUUUACUUCAAGACAAUUUAUAAAAUGUUAUUCAUAGUGCUGGAUGUAAUAUCAAAUGAAAAGUGAUCGUGAAACAUUGACAAAUAAUGAUUCAAUCUUGUUGAGCCAGUUGAUUUCUACGGGGGCCUCAGAAAUGAACAAAUAUUAUAACUCCGAGUUAUAAUUUCUACGGCGACCCUGCGGCCUGUAAAAAACUGG
This is a messenger RNA of Owenia fusiformis, 2372 nucleotides long. NCBI's taxonomy places the organism in Eukaryota, Metazoa, Annelida, Polychaeta, Sabellida, Oweniidae. The record is from the annotation of a GenBank genome assembly.